Molecule: messenger RNA, 1758 nt
Organism: Cladocopium goreaui
Lineage: Eukaryota; Dinophyceae; Suessiales; Symbiodiniaceae
Source: the annotation of a GenBank genome assembly
AUGGAACCGGACCCGUACGAGUCCUUUGCCACGCAGCACGGUGAAGUUACUGGCAGGACUCGCAGGAUCCGAUCUGAAAAGUCCGCUCAGAGAAAGCGGCAGGCGUAUAUACGCCAUCGGGUUGCUGAGGGGGAGGAUCCGGAGCAGGUGGCGUUGGCUCAGGUCGCUUUGUGUGAGUUGGGCACGGUCAAUCUGGUUCCUCAGUCGGCUUUGUAUCAGCCUGUGCGCUCAGUUGGACUGGUCAAGCAGGACAUCCCGAAGUUUGCAGGUUCUGCAAUUGUACUGGAUUGGCAUCAGGUGCUUGGCACAGAUCGCAUUUCUUCUCGGAACGCUCAGUGGGUGGAUACAGAUGGGCAGAUUCCUCACAGCCACAUUGAGAAUUCUUCUCGAAAUCUGGAGAACGUGAUCCACGCUACGGAGCAGAGUGGCCUGCCGGUGCAAAUGGUUCUGGCCACGACCGAACGCACGGGUCCAAAGGGGAAACUUGCUGCACCUCGUUCUGUGAUCAGCGGCAAGUUUUGUUUGUUCGACGACAACUCAGAAAUCAUUGAGGAGUUCACUGAAGCCAGUCGGCCCAUUGCACAGGUCUUGAAGCCAAGAGCACGUCGAUCUAAUCUCUUGCCAAAGGAGUGCAUUGGCUGGUCGAUUUCUUCAGAGCCGUUGUUGUCGACUGCAAAGCAGUUUGUAAAGUAUUUUUCCAGGUUGUUUCACUGCAUUGCCAGCGGUAGUUUCACGCAAGCGCAUUGGAAUUUGGAUUUGACAUUUGGACUGAGAGAGACUGGCUGCUUUGAGCGCCGUUCCCUCAGCCGUGGCUGCAAGCGUCGAGGCACAGAUGAGGUUCGAUCAUUCCGCUUGGCCCUCUUGAGCCGCCUCCUGAUGACGGCGACUGGCCAGAGGUGGCUCGCUUCAGAGCUCAUCAAAGGCCUGAAAAGGGUCCCCGAGUUGCAGUUUAAGGUCCAGGGUUUCAUUGAGAGUUGUACCCGUCAAAGUCAAGCUCCACAAGGAAAAGCUUCUCCUGCCAAAGCCUCUGUAGCUGCUGCAGUAGAGAAGGCCAAGACUCCAUGCAUCUUCCAUCAGAUGCCUAAUGGCUGUGUUCAUGGGGAUAAGUACCACUAUAGUCAUGUUAAGACCCCUCCUGCGAAGCCCAAAGACUCAAAAGCCGACUCAAAAGCCAAGCCCAAGCCUGCAGCUCCGAAAGUCGCAGCAGCCGUUGCCAUUGCUGCUGCGCUGAGCCACAUGGUCACUCCAUCCCAAGCCAUUGGAGGACUUGAGUGGGCCGCUGACACAGGUGGUGGUUUCAAGAAGUCAUCCGACACCAUUGGAUUUCAGGACCAAGAUGGAAUUUUAGGUGAUGCGAACCACUUCCUUUUGGACUCUUUUCCGGUGGUCAGAGCAAUUGGCCUUGAUGUGGAGCAGAAAAUGAUCAGGCGAGGCUUCAUUUGGCUGCCGGGGUCUUUGCCCUUUCUUGUUCGUGACCCCUCCAAGUGCCAUCUCAACUGCGAUGAGGAGAACAGGUUUUACGCAUCAAGAGUCACUCAGCACGUUCCGUUUUUCAGCAGCAAUUUUACUGUCAUCCCUGGGAUGCCUGCAGAACAAUUUCCCGGAAGUAGUGUCAUCGAUGUUUUGCCUCCUUCAGAUCCCGCUGCGGAGCCGGUUGAUGUUCCUGAAGUUUUGUCAGUUGAGCCAGAAGUUGAUAUCCUCAUUCAGUACAUCCAGACAAGCCAUCAAAAGGGUGAUGUCAUGAACAAGGCUUUGCCA